This is a messenger RNA of Scophthalmus maximus (turbot), 10651 nucleotides long. RefSeq names its product xin actin-binding repeat-containing protein 2. Lineage: Eukaryota; Metazoa; Chordata; Actinopteri; Pleuronectiformes; Scophthalmidae. The record is from RefSeq and is a predicted model, not a curated record. Gene Ontology annotation, cellular component: stress fiber; focal adhesion. The coding region runs from base 451 to 10470 and encodes 3339 amino acids. The transcript is spliced from 14 exons. Gene Ontology annotation, molecular function: actin filament binding. Gene Ontology annotation, biological process: actin cytoskeleton organization; actin filament organization.
CAACACAAACCGAGACGAAAUGAGCUAAUUGAUUUAUUCUGAAGAGUUGUAGCAGUGAAGCGUGAACGUUGAAAAGUCCGUGAGAACAAUAAAGUACAAUUGUAUUUAAGUAGACAUAUACCUAAACCCGGAAGUGCACUGCGAGUCAGGGUAGUGACCAGCAGAUGGCGGUCUUGACAUGUAAAACGGACAGCAGGCCUGUGAUGGAGAGACGUGGGACUUUUCCAUCCUGGGAACCAGAGUGGACCUUUUUCCCUCCGUUGUGCCGGCACAACCCAGAGAGCCCGACAGACAAAGAGGAACCCCCCGGCCCAGAUCUUCAUCUCUAAUCCCCCCUGCCUCACUUCCCCAGCCCUCCAGGUUCACCUCGUACAACAGACUUCCCCUCCGAGCUGCAGCCUGAAGGGGAGAAGUGGUGGGGGGGGGGGGGGAUACAGUUUCUGGACAACAAUGGAAACUCAAUCAGGAAAUGGAGAGGAGGUGGCGAGCGCAGCGUCGGCGACCUCGGGCUCCGUUUCCCGUCGUCCCUCUGGGCCGCAGGUCGACGAGCCGGCGCUCCGAGAGGACCUGCAGGCGGCCAAGAGGAUCGAGAGGUUCCACAUCCCGCUUGACAGUCUGAAGAGGAUGUUUGAGAAGCCGGCUGCGGCGAGCGCGGAAGUGACAGUGAUCAACACCUCCCCGUCCAAAAGACUGACGUCCAGUGGCGUCCCGCCGGCCGACCGGUCCACAGAUCAGACCAUGGCCUCGCCUCAGGACUCCGCUCUCGGCAGCGCAGCUAGAUCCAGACCGGGACGUCCCGAGGAGAGGCCCCUGAGCGCCGAGGACCCGGAGGCCGAGCCGGUGUCGGUGAAGGAGCGGCUGGCGAUGUAUCAGGCGGCCGUGUCCAAGAAGGAAACCAGCAGCUGCAGCUCUGCCGCGGCGAUGGAGGAGUCCGAGGCGUGUUCGCUGCCCGGGGGCCUGGCCAGCGUGAAGAGGCAGUUCGAGAACCAGGAGUUUGCGUCUUCGUCCUCGCAGUCCAGCAGCGUCACGCAGGUUCACUUCCAACAGAAGUCUGUCCAGGAAAUGUCAAGCUCCUCAGAGGUGAUGGUGAGAAGCAGCGUCAGAGAGGUCGUCCCCACCACGGACCUCGUCCACAGCGGACAGGAGGUGGUCCAUGAUCAGAGAGUCCAGCAUAACACUGUGUCCGGCAGUUAUGGGAACCAUUACAAUGAAACAGUUAUGCUUGUCGGAGGAGAGGACCCACCAAAGGUUUCCACUCAGGCUUUGAAGCAGCAGUAUGAAAAGACGGUGGAGGAAGCUGCACCAGCCAAGGAAAUUAAGGUCCAUGUGGAUUUCAACGAGUUUCAGUGGACGCCGGUGAAGAACCAGUCGUCCAAAGCUUCAGCGGCGACGAGCUAUGUCACAUCCUCCACCGUGAAGACGGCCGCCGCAUCGUCGUCAUCAGCGGCGUCAGCGGCUUCUGAGGUGACUGAGCAUUUCCCUCCCCCUCCCUCAAACCUGGCGCAGGAAGUCCCAGAGUACGCCGUCUCUUCCCAGGAAUCAUCCUCCCAACAGAAGCAGACUGUCACUAGAGAACAGUACUUCAAACACAAGAGCAUGGCGGAGCUCAAGCGCCUCUACAAACACAUUCACCCGGAAGUCCGCAAGAACCUGGAGGUGGACUUCUUGAGCCAGCUCACCGACGCAGAGAAGACGGACCUGGAGAGUGAAGAGAUGCUGGGCGAGGUCCAGCAGGCGCGCUACAUUUUCGAAAAUGACGGCAACAGCUCGAGUAGAUGCUCGAGCCCCGACAGGGAGUCGGUGGAGUGGGACGAGAUCCUCCGAGGGGAGGUGCAGUCCAUGCGCUGGAUGUUCGAAAACAAACCGCUAGACGCGAUCAAAGACGACGCGCCCGAUGACAACGAGGUGAGUAACAUCGCUCAGCAGGAAAUCAUCGCUGGCAAAGAUGUCAGGUACACAGCGUGGAUGUUUGAGACGCAGCCCAUGGACGCCCUCGGGACGGAAGCGGCUAAUUCGACGGAGCAGUCGCAAAAGUCGUCCGAUCUGGCGAGAGGCGACGUUCGCACGGCAACGUGGCUCUUUGAGACGCAGCCGCUGGAUUGCCUGAACAAGAUCUACCUGGAAGACGAGCAGGAGGCAGACGGCGGCGGCGCCGUCGGCAGGGACAUCACGGGAGGAGACGUGAAGACCGCCAGGUAUCUCUUUGAGACGCAGCAUCUGGAUUCCCUCGGCAAAACGGAGACCAUCGAGGAGAGCCACUUUCUGAACCUGAAGUCCGAGCUGGAGGAGAUCAAGGGCGAAGUGAAGACGACCACUCGCAUGUUCGAGACGCAGCCCAUGUGUGUGAUCAGGGGGGAUUCAGGAGAGAUGCUGGAGAUCACCACGAUCCGCAGGGAGGAGACGGAGAGAGGCGACGUGAAGACGUCCCGCUGGAUGUUUGAAACGCAGCCGCUGGAUCUGAUCAACAAAGACCCAGCGAAGGUCAAGCUGAUCUGUGGCAUUUCCAUGGAGGACAACGCUCAAGGCAGCGUGAAUAAAGGCAGAUGGCUAUUUGAGACCAAGACCCUCGACACCAUUAAGGAUGAGGAGUGGGAGAUUUCCAGGAAGCAGAAGGAAGACAUAAUCGGAGCUGACGUGAGGAGACACUGCCUGGUUUUCGAGACUCAGCCCAUGGACACGCUGAAGGACAACGCCAACGCCCAGCCGCUGCACUCCGAGGAGAUCGUGGGCGGCGACGUCCGCUCGGCGAAACAUCUGUUUGAAACUGUUCCCAUGGAAAAUCUGAAAGAGCUGCUUGAGGUGGGGAAACUUCAGAAAACGGUCGCAUCUGAGGAAGAAAAGGGCGACGUGAGGCAUCAGAAGUGGGUCUUUGAGAGUCAGCCACUGGAGAACAUAAGGGAGGAGAAGAAGGAAAUCACCAGAACGGUGAACAUCGAAUCUCUCGAACAGGGAGACGUGACGAACUACAAAGAAAGGUUUGAAAGUAUGGAUUUAAGCAAGUGUGAGGGAACGCAGAAAAUUCAAGUUGAAGGCGUCACAAGUGGUUCAGUCAAGUCCAACAGAGUUCUUUUUGAAUCCACCCCGAUGUAUGCGAUGCAAGACAGCGCCGGCCACUACCACGAGGUGAGGACCGUGAGGCGGGAGGAGAUUGUGAAGGGGGACGUGCGCAGCUGCAGGUGGAUGUUUGAAACGCGCCCGAUCGACGAGUUCGACGACAGCAUCAGUAAGUUUCAGAUCAUUAAAGGCAUUUCCAAAGAGGAGAUCGAGUCCGGGGACGUCAAAACAGCCAAGUGGUUGUUCGAAACUCAGGCGCUUGACACCAUUAAAUUUGAGGAUGAAGAACAUAAAACCAAGGAGGGAAUUGAAAUAGAGAAAGGCGACGUGAAGACCUGCAGGUGGCUGUUUGAGACUCAGCCGAUGGACGUGCUGUAUGAAAAGACGGAGAAGAGUGAGGCUGACGUGGAGGUGGUGCAGAGAGGUGACGUGAAAACGUGCACUUGGCUCUUUGAGACGCAAACGCUCGACAACAUUCGUGAUCACACCGAGUCGGAGACCGUUCUGAAAACCUGCACCGUCAACCAAGAAGACGUCCAAGGGAAAGACGUGCGACUGGCUCGCUUCCUCUUUGAAACCGAGAACCUUGAAAACCUCACGGGCGAGGACGGCGGCGGCGGCUCCUUCAGGAGGGUCACGGAGAUCGACGUCCAGUCAGGCGACGUGUCCAGGAUGAAGUACAUCUUCGAGAACCGCUCCUCCGACAUCUCGAGCUCCACCUCCGAGGACACGAUGCAGCGGCUGAAGACGCAGCAGGCCGAGGACAUCCAGGGGGGGAACGUGGUCAACUGCACCUGGAUGUUUGAGAACCAGCCGAUCGACGCCAUCCGCGACGACGUCACACAGGCGAGGGACGCUCGCACGGUGAUCGACGUCCAGGGAGGCGACGUCGACAAAGGCCGCUUCAUUUUCGAGACGUUCUCUCUGGAUCAAAUCAGAGAGGAGUCCGCUGAGACGGACAUUUCAAAACUCACGAGCAUCUUCAGAGAUGAAAAGGAGAGGGGAGAUGUGAAGAACUACACCAUGAUGUUUGAAACCCAGCCGCUGUACGCCAUCUGUGACAAGGAGGGACAUUACCAUGAGGUAACCACGGUUACCAAGGAGGAAGUGAUGAGAGGGGACGUGGUCGGGGCCCGGUGGCUGUUUGAAACAAAGCCGCUGGAUUCGAUCAGAGAUUCCGAGGAGGUGUAUGUUAUUAAAGCUGUGACCGAGGAAGGCAUCAACCAAGGGAACGUCAGCGGCGCCAGGUGGAGGUUUGAAACUCAGCCUCUGGACCAGAUCGCGGAGGAAAUGAAAGUGAGGUCAAAAACCGUCGCCGACGUCCGAGGCGGCGACGUGAAGACGAACACGCAGCGGUUCGAGGCCGACGAGAUGUCACAGAAGUACAUCAGGACCGUCAGCGUGAGCGAAAUCCAGAAGGGCGACGUCAGAUCUGCCACGUGGAUGUUUGAAACGCGCACGAUGGACGAGAUCCACGGCGAGGGCGUCGAGUGCGACGGCAUGGAGAGAGUGACGAAGGAGGAAGUGAUGAAAGGGGACGUGAAACAGUCUGUGUGGCUCUUUGAGAAGCAGCCUCUCGACAGUAUCAAGGACACGGACGGCACAGAGCUCGCCGCGACAAGGGAGGAAAUCCCGCAGGCCGACGUGAAGACCACGACAUGGCUGUUUGAAACCACGCCCUUCCACGAAUUCAACGAGAGCAGCCUGGAGAGGACAGAAAUAAUGGGUAAAAGCGUCAAAGAGACACUGGAGGAGCUGUACUGUCGGAAAAUGGUGGACUCACAAGGAAUCCUCAUCGAGGCGGACGAGAUCGGUGACGUCCGCAUGGCCAAGUACAAACUCAUGAAUCAGGACGCUCCGCAAAUCCAGAGAGAGGAGAUUAUCAGAGGGGAUCUGGGCAACAUAAUGAUGAACCUGCUGAACCGCGGCGAGAGCACGGAGAGGGGGAUAACUGUCGACAGGGAGGAGCGGGGGAACGUCAACACCACGCUGAAGCAGCUGCUCAGCCAGGAGAAGGGAAUCAAUGUGGAAAAAGAGGAAAUUAUCCGCGGUGACAUUCAAGAGGCCAUCAACAAUCUGCUCAAGAGCGAGGGCUCCUCCAAGCGUGGCAUUCUGAUCCAGGAGGACGAGAAGGGAGACGUGCGGAUGACGAUCUAUUCCCUGUUAAACAAAGGUGAGCGGGCGAGCGCGGAGAAAGAGGAUAUCAUUCAGGGGAAUGUCAGCAGGACCCUCCACCGCCUUCUCUCCAACUCGGGCGGGGAAGACUCUAAAAAGAUAAAGGUGGGAGACACGGAGAGGGGCAAUGUCAGCUUUUACUCCACCUGCAUCGAGUCCGGAGCCUUGGACUACCUGAAACAGCUUCAGAGCCAUUCGGGCGAAGCCCAGGAACAGGCGGAAAAGGAGCUCAUCGUCGGAGGUGACAUUGAAGAGACCAAAAUACUGCUGAGGAAGAACCAGCAGCACAUUGGUCGCACGGUGGCCGAGGACGAUAUCGUCCCCGGCGACGUGAACAGCAUCGUUCAAGCCUUCAUGACGGAGCGCGCGGUCGACUACGGGAACCAAGAGGCGAUGGACAUCGUCAAAGGCGACCUGAGCGCAGUCCUGGAUUCACUGAGCCAGGCCGUCAACCAGAGGGUGGUGAUAGAGAAAGAGGAGGUGGUGAAGGGAGACAUACCGACCACUCUGAGGUCUCUGGAGGAGGCUCAGCAUCACGCCAAAGACGUGGAGAAGCCCGAAAUCGUCAGGGGCGACAUCAGAAGUGCCCUGGAGUCGCUGGAGAAAUCCGCAACCGCCAAAAGUGAAGUGACUGUGGAGGAUUUAGUGCCGGGCGAUGUCAGGGGGACCCUGAGGUCCCUGGAGGAGGCGACGCAGGCCGUGAAAGAGGUGGAGAGAGAGGAGAUCGUCAAGGGAGACAUCCACACCGCCAUGCAAAGUUUACACGAGGCGUCGAGCGAGAAGAAGGUUUACCAGCAUCAGGUCAGCGAACAGGGCGACGUCAGAGGCACCAUCCAGCUGCUGCUCGAGCCCACGACGUCGCCGAGAAUGCAGCGCAGGGGGAGCACGGAGGGAGACGUGAGGACAUCCAUAAAGUGUCUGUACGAGGGACAGGAGACGGCACAGCUCGAACGAGAGGAGGUGGUAAAGGGGGAUGUUCAAGGGGCGAUAAAGUGCCUCAUGCAGAGGAAACAGUAUUCAAAUCCAAAACGUCCUCCCAAGAGAGCAAAAGUGCCCGUGAAAAAUCCACUAACCGCAAAGCAGGGGGAGCGUGAAUGCUUACACGAGGGCGAGAGCGCGAGUGCAGCAGUCAAUCAGGCCCCCGCUGUGAGAAACCUCUCUCAGAGCAGUGAGUCACAGAGGCACACGCAGAGGCACGACCACAGCAAAUCAGUGAAAACACAGGUAACAGCCCAAGAGGAGCACCGCGCCGCUGUGGCCACGACAGACGCCGCCACCGCUCAGCCGAAGAGCGCGAAGGAGCAGAAACAGAAAAUACAGGCUCCAAAGACUGCGACCAUGAAGAAACACGUGAGUGAUCAAACGGAGGCGAGGGCGGCCGACGUGACGGAAGACACCAGAGUCGCGUCACAGACGCAUGUCUCCAAGAAGCAGGUGAGCGAGACGAGGGCGAUCCACCAGGUGCAGACGAGCGUGAGGGAGAAGACCGUGGUGCACAGGCAGAGCGCCAAGGUGUCGGAGCAAAUGUCCACGUCUCACAAGCAAACGGAGAAUCAGUCUCUGGCAGAGAAAUCUACCGCCACACAGAACUUGAAGGGCGAUCAGUGUCACCGCGACGCCAGAGGGAAAGGUCCGGUCAAAAAGGCCAAAGCGGAGAUUCACUUCCCCCCUCCGCCCGCUUCACCUCCUCCGCCCUCAGAGUCAGAGCUCUCCCUCCCUCCGCCGCCAUCCCCGGUGCUGGAGAGCCCGGCGUUCCCCUCCUCGUCCCGGCCUUUUGUCAUGCAGGACAGUGACCUCCCACCUCCGCCCCCUCCCGUGGAAGGCAUAAAGUCUGAGCCUGACUUCUAUCUCCCUCCUCCUCCGCCUCCUCCGCCUCCAUCCUCCGCAGGCGGACAAGAUUUUCUCCCUCCACCUCCCUCACAGCAAGAGCUUAAUGCGAUGCCUCAGCCUCCCCCCGCCAAGCCGGGCAAACCCAUCAGCAGGCCUCUAUUCAAAGUGCCCAAGCAACCAGAAACACAGAAGCAGCCGGCACAAGUUAAACCCAAGUGGCAGAAAAAGCAGCCAGCUCCUCCACCACCUCCACCUCCACCUCCUCCUCCUCAGCUGCCUCCACCUGCUCAACAAACAGCAGCGUCAACGGAGCACAAAGAAGAAGCCAAAGUUCAGGAAGUGAAAAAGGAAACGAGCCAACGGAUGGAAACCAGCAAACAGGUUCAGUGUGAAUCGACGACGGUGUCGGCAACGAAAAUACCAAACAUCCCGGUUGUGAAACCUUCGCAAAAAGAACGCAAAGCGUUCGUGCCUCCGAUCAAACUGCCUCCUCCCCCCGACCCCGCUCCGACCCCGAAGGCCAGGCCUUACGCCCGCAAAUUCAAAACCCCUCUCAUGCUCGCAGAGGAGAGGUUCCGCCAGCAAAUGCUGGAGAGAGAAGAUUUGGAGAAGAGUAACGUCACAACUCCCACGUCUCCGCCGAUCACCAUCCCCCCCUCCUCUGCAGCCGGCGCCGAGCUUCCCUCCGCACAGAGCUCCGAGAGGGCCGUGGCCACGGAGCAGACCAGACAAGAGGUCGAGGAGGUCGAGGCGGUUUCCAAAAAAGAAAUGACGUCUCCACCCUCACCUGCGAAGAAAAGCCCUUCCCAGAUUCCUCUGGGCAAACCCUCCAUCUCGGCCGUGAAUAAGAAAUCAAACGUGUCUGUGGAAAAGAAGCACGUUGCCGGCGAGGAUUCCUCAGCUGGGGCCGUUAAAAAGACUCAGACAGCAGCCAAACAUCACACGGCUUCUCUUUCUCAGUCUCACCAUGAGGCCGCCGAUAUCGAAGUCCAGUCCUAUUCAAAUGUGGUCACUUCUUCAGCUCAGGAAUUCAGCAGCCAGUCAACCGGUGCCCAGGAAAAGAGUCUUCAAAGCCAGGCUGCGGUCACAUUGAGAGCCAAAGAUGUAAAGAAUAUUGAUGUUGCUCUGACGACACAGGAGGGGAAAACCAGCGCUUCUCCGCCCACAAAAAUUCCGAAGGUGACUCCGAGUUUCAAGGUGAAAACCUUCAAGAUGCCAACGGAGAAGAGGGAGGAGAAGUGUGAGAGUUCGGCCAAGAGCGAAAUGCAUUUACAGCAAGAGACACGUGUCGUGUCGCAGAAAACGUUAACAAGAGUGAAUCAGGAAAGCGGCCAAGUAACAAGUCAGAUGAGUGCACCUGUGAAGGAAGUCGAGGUGCACGUGAAAAAGGAGACUCACAAAAACGAGGCCGAAGCGAAGCUGUCACCAUCUGUUACAGUUUUAAUGCCGAAGAUGACAAAGAUAGCAUCUGCCGCGAGUCAUCAAGGACAAGGCCACUUCUCCGUCUCCCAGCAGAGCGUGAAGACAAAAGAGCGGAUUCAAAGACACGAGCAGCAGCAGCAGCAGCAGCAGGAGGUGGUGGUGGUGACGGAGAGCGGGUCGCAGCAGCAGGAGGUGGUGCAAACGAAGCGACAAGCAGCCGAGACAAACAAGAUGCAGGUAAAGGUCGGACACGCAAAACGUGAACCGGUGAAAGAGACGGGGAAAGUGGAAGUCACAGAUUUGGAGAAGUGUAACGUAAUGCGGAAGCUGCUCGCUGAAAUAAAAGAGCUGGAGGGAACGCCGAGCAGAAUAGACUGCAAGGCCGUCGGGGCGGUUGUAGACCAACUCGCCGAAUGGCUGAUGGGCUCGGAUGAGAGAAGGAAUUUAAGUGAGAUUGCAAAACAGCAGAGUAAGAAGAAGCUGAGAGAGAUGAUGGUGUACGUGAGAAAUAUUGUUCAAACAAAGCUCACGUUUUUGGAGGAGAACUUGAGAGUUGUGGAAAAGCGGGAAGAGGACGAACGGGAAGAAAAGCCAGCGCCACCUCCGCCGCCGGCGCCGCUCCCGAAACCUGACAAGAGAGUCUUCAGUGCAGCGACUGCGAAGAUGUCAAAGGUCAGCGUCGGCUCGUCCAAAACCGAAAAGAAGGUGGUGGAGGAGAAAAGGUCAUUUCAGGAGAGCAGGGUGCAUCAGGAGCUGAGUGAGACCUCCCGACUAGCGAGCAUCCGCACCCCGUCGCCCACUUUCAUCAGCAUCGAGUCGAGGAGGAUCGACUCGCCGCUACGAGUGACGCCUUCGCCUCCGCCCUACAAAUCUGUCGGCACGCCUCCGCCUCCUCCCCGCAGGUCGUACACGCCCACGGCCGCCUUGAGCAUGGCCACGCCCUCUCCCACGCUGAGCCGCUCGGAGAAGCUGAUGAAGCUGCGGGACACCACCUCCAAGCUGUCCCGGGCCGUGACCCCGCCGCCCCCGCUGCCCGCGACCGAGUGUUUUGCCGGCGAAAGAGAGCAACCGUCCCCGUUCAGUGACCGGGAGGCUCCCGUGGAGAAAAGUGGACAGGGGCCGGCGGACGUUGUGGAAACUGGCGACUCCAUGACGACGGUCAGGGACAAGAAGUCUUUCUUUGAGGAAGCGCAGAAGGCCGAGGUGAACAGGAUGUACAGUCGCAAGGACCCCAUCGACAUCCCGGAACGUCUGGGACCUGACUCGGAGGAGAGCGCCGAGGCCGCCAUCAUCGACCUCCUGAAAGACAAUCUCCCAAGAGUGGACUUGUCCAAGCUGGUGAACAGGUUUGAAUCUGCGAAACCAAAAGUCUACGCCAGAAAGGACCCCAUCGUCAUCACAGAGAGGCUGGGGAGUGACACGGAGGAGGCGGAGGCCGACGCACACGCGCCCAAACCCGAAGACGUGCCGACGCUCAACGUCAAGGCGAUUAAAGACGUGUUCGAGACGGGAGAGCACGGUUCUCAGGCGGCACGAGAGCUCAGAGAGCAGAUAGAGAGAAGAGAACCUACGCCGGUGGCCCACUCGGAAACCACGUCGGUCACCGAGCAAUUCUGCUGCACGGACGACGCAGGAUACACGACGAGCGAGAUGAGGAGUGAGAUGCAUGCUGGGAGCUCGCUGACCCGCGGCAGCCCUCCGUCCUACGCCGACGUGGUGCGAGGCAGCGUCCCGACGGUGGGCGUGGCCUCCGACGCCUCCGCCGAGGAGCUGCUGCGGAGCUUCCAGGAGUCGUGGGCCGAGAGCCAGGGGGUUUUCCAGAACCUGGGGUUCAGCGUCACGGAGCAGAGGAGCUCUCAGGUCGUGACGCGGCGCCAGGAGACGCUCGUGACGGAGAAUUCCAAUUCCCGAGUCCGAACUGUGCAGGGCGUGUCGGAAGAGGGUGUACCCCAUGGAGUCGCUGAUCGCCGACAAACACAACUUCCAUAAAAGCUGCUUCCGCUGUGAUCACUGCAGAGGCAAACUAAGUCUGGGCAACUACGCCUCUCUCCAUGGACGAAUGUACUGCAAACCUCACUACAAGCAACUGUUCAAGUCCAAAGGAAAUUACGACGAGGGAUUUGGACAGAAGCCGCACAAAGAACUAUGGAAUAAUAAGAACCAGCAGGAU